Tetranychus urticae (two-spotted spider mite) is the source of this 480-nucleotide messenger RNA. The record is from RefSeq and is a predicted model, not a curated record. NCBI's taxonomy places the organism in Eukaryota, Metazoa, Arthropoda, Arachnida, Trombidiformes, Tetranychidae.
AUGGUUGGUAUAGAAAAACGAAUCCGAAGACAACGUUAUACUUUCACCAAACAACAAAUACAAGGACUUGAAGCCGAGUUCACUAAAUGUCGAACUCCCAAUCACACCACAAAAGACGAAAUCGCUAAAAAAUGGAAAUUAACUCGUUCUAUUGUUUCAAACUGGUUCAAAAAUCGUAGAACCAAAGCCAAGAAGGAAGGCAGCAAAGAAAACUCGGCUCCACCACCACCGCCACCGUCAACAACACUGGGACCUGUAAUAUCGAGGGAUCAACCACAACUGCCACCAUCACCACCACUGGAAUUUAUUAAUCAAUCAUCUAUGUCUUUCCAACCACUAAUUUUAUAUCAACCUCUAAUGCCAAUUCAACCAGCAUUAAUGGAAUCUCUUAUCCCAAUAGAACUGCCAAUGUCUCCAGCAUCCUCUUCUUCCUCUUAUGCAGACUUUUCUCAUUGUCUAAGUGAAAUCCUCAAUAAUUAA